Rubroshorea leprosula is the source of this 606-nucleotide messenger RNA. The record is from the annotation of a GenBank genome assembly. NCBI's taxonomy places the organism in Eukaryota, Viridiplantae, Streptophyta, Magnoliopsida, Malvales, Dipterocarpaceae.
ACCGACUUCUUCCUCCUUUGAAAACCGGUAGAAGACUUGAAAUUUCUUCUUUCCUUCUUGUUCAAGAACUGAUUUUGGGGCUUAGAACUCUCAUUAAACCCAGAAUUUUCCCCAGAUCUGCUCGGUCUCUUCCUCCCCUGUCCAUCGAGUUCUGCUGGGUGUGGAUCCUUCGGUUUUUCCUUUCUUUGUGAAUCCCGCCCCUGCCAUACCGCCAGAUCCGGUUCUGCUUGCUAGGGAAUUCUGUCAUGAUUACUGAUGCCCGCUAGUGGGAGUUGUAAACGCUAGCACAUGUCGACAUGUAUUUCUGUAGAACCGGUUCACCCUGCCAAUGGGGUUAAACAUUGGUACUAUUACUGACGCCUGCCAGUGGGAGUUUGUAAACACUGUGGGAGUUGUAAACACUGGUACUAUUACUGACGCCUGCCAGUGGGAGUUUGUAAACACUGGUACUAUUACUGACGCCUGCCAGUGGGAGUUUGUAAACAUUGGUACCAUUACUGACGCCUGCCAGUGGGAGUUUGUUAAACACUGGCCAUGACUUAUAGAUGAGACUACUGAUGAGUUUUAUUAUGCAUGAAUGGUUUAUCUGGCAUGCUUAAAUUUUUA